This is a messenger RNA of Aptenodytes forsteri (emperor penguin), 658 nucleotides long. It is a transcript of the gene NDUFB10, whose product is annotated as NADH:ubiquinone oxidoreductase subunit B10. Lineage: Eukaryota; Metazoa; Chordata; Aves; Sphenisciformes; Spheniscidae. The transcript has 4 exons. The record is from RefSeq and is a predicted model, not a curated record. The annotation marks the transcript as partial.
CGGGGCACCGCACACCCGGAGCUGCGAACGCCCGCGCCGGGCACCCCGAGCUCGGCGCAGCCGGCCGCUCUGGGUGGAGACAGGCCAAAAAUCCCUCCAUCAGCCCAGGAAAGAGAGACUCUCUUGAUUCUGGCCGGAAGACAGAGCGAGGCAAGAGAGUGGAUCGAGCGCCAGCAAGCCAAGAACAAGUUCUACUAUUACCACCAGAAGUUUCGCCGUGUGCCUGACCUGAGCGAGUGUCUGGAGGGCGACUACCUCUGCUUCUUCGAGGCCGAAGCACAGUGGAGGAGGGACAGGAUGGUUGAUCAGGAAAUCGUGGAGAUAGUCCGGGAGAGGCUAGGCGCCUGCAAGCAGAGGGAGGGACCAAACCAGUUCCAGAACUGCGCCAAGGAGAUGGAGCAGCUGGUGCAGGUCACCAAGGCCUACCAGGACAGAUAUGGUGAUCUUGGUGUCCAUGGAAAUGCGAGGUCGUGCCUGAUGAAGCAGAAGCACAGGAUGAUGGAGGAGAGGAAGGCACAAGCAAAUGCAUCUCAGUAGAUCUAAAGGUUAGCGCCUCCCUCCGUGGUGCUUGUAUCGAAUGCUGCAUGUUGCACCUUUGAACUCUGAUGCUGUUGACCUCUGCAAUAAACGUGCAGCCCAGACAUCUGCCAUACAACUA